CGGCGGAGGGGAAGAAUUAGCGGGACGGCUCGAGCUGGGCACAGACCGGGGGCAAAAUGUCGGAGAGGAAGGUUUUGAAUAAAUACUACCCGCCAGACUUCGAUCCAUCUAAAAUCCCAAAGCUCAAGCUCCCAAAGGAUCGUCAAUAUGUUGUGCGGUUGAUGGCUCCAUUCAACAUGAGGUGCAAGACAUGUGGCGAGUACAUCUAUAAAGGCAAGAAAUUUAAUGCUCGCAAGGAGACGGUUCAGAAUGAAGUGUACUUGGGGCUUCCCAUCUUUCGCUUCUACAUCAAGUGCACCCGCUGCCUGGCAGAAAUCACAUUCAAGACGGAUCCUGAGAACACAGACUAUACCAUGGAGCAUGGCGCCACUCGGAACUUCCAAGCAGAGAAGCUGUUGGAGGAAGAGGAGAAGAGGGUGCAGAAGGAGAGAGAGGAGGAAGAGCUGAACAAUCCCAUGAAGGUGUUGGAGAACCGAACAAAGGACUCCAAGCUGGAGAUGGAGGUGCUGGAGAACCUACAAGAGCUGAAGGAGCUGAACCAGCGUCAGGCAAAUGUGGACUUUGAAUCCAUGCUGAAGCAGUAUAAGGACUACGAGGAGGAGCGGAAACGAAGGGAACUAGAGGAAGAUGAAAAGGAGAUGAAAGCUAUGCUGGAGCAAGCCCAGAGCAGGCGGUUCCUGGAAGACUCUGACUCUGAUGAGGAAGCUGACAAAGUGCCCUCGAGAUCAGUACCAAAAAUGAAACCCACAGACAUCUUGCAAGAGGACAUGGAGCCCCAGAGUAAGAAGCUAAAGACCGAAAGCUGGGAGAAGAGUGUGGGCAAACUGAACAGCAAGUCCCAGCUGGCAGGCCUGGUCACUGUGAAGAAACAAACCCCGAGCUCCGCUGCAGCUAACGGCGUGGAGAAGCAAACUACAUCACUAAGCUCAGAUGCUGGAAGUCGGAGCUCCUCAUUCCCUGCUGGGUCCCAGCCCCCGGCAGCUGCCCAGGGCUCUUCCCUCAGCCUGCUGGGGGCGUACUCCGACAGUGACGACAGCACCAGUGACUGAGUCUGUAGGUCUCUGCUGAGGGCUUUCGCUCUGCUGCCGUGCCCAGCUGCAGCAGCGCGAGGCCAGGGGUUGGCAAUGGGGGGCGAAGAGGGCCGAGUUUCCUCUCUUCAUCCCAGCACUAGGCAGCUACUGUCCUAACAACCAAACUCUGCCAUUGAGCUGCAUCCUUGUGCAUAGAAGAUCCCUAGGGGAUUCCCAGGCUGACUGCACACGUGGCCAGCUGUGUGUAAUCAGAGCUGCUCUCCCUUCCUGGAAAGCCCCAAUAUAUUGUCAUGUGGCAACAUUCCUUCAAGCCGGGAUACAGGAGGAUGCUUCCGCUGUGGCCGAAUUGCCUCCCGGCAUCUCUUCCUAUUACACAUUCAUCAGUCCGGGCUCCUGACAGCCUGUCACAAAUGAUGGUGGCACCAGCAAAGCAGAACCGCCCAGGGGAAGAAUCUCUAUUAGAUCAGACAAGCUCCCUCUUUUCAGGCCUGUGUCCCGCAUCCUCGGAGCAAGGUUCCUGCCCAUGUAUUUUGGGAGAUCGGGGAGUAGACAGUGGCUGCCCAGCCUGAUAGCUGGAGCUGGGCCCCAGAGCAUGUCAGAAGGAGCUGAGAGCAGCAGGUCACCGACUUUGGCUGGAAUCCAUCAUACCAUGUUUAUCAAAAGCCUUGUCAUCAACAGCUAAGUGGGGUGUAAUGAAGUGGGUGGUUCCAUAAACCAGCAUCUCCCUCACCAGAAACAGUCGCUUGGUGUUCCUGUACAGCCCAGUCUGUCUCCAGACCCCUCUGUGCAUUCUCACCAGGACUGAAAUCUUGGCGUGAGGCCAUGGUUUAACAUGUAACUUUUUUUGCUGGACUCUUGGGUUCACUCCAACAUUGCAACAUUUUGCCUGUGCAUCUCGAGGCAGCGCCAGUGCCUCGUAUUUCCCAUGAGGAUGGUGCAAUUUUUAACACCCUUGUUUAACUUCAGAUGUAAUAAAGGAUUCUGAAGAGCA
Messenger RNA from Pelodiscus sinensis (Chinese soft-shelled turtle), 2022 nucleotides. It is a transcript of the gene YJU2, whose product is annotated as YJU2 splicing factor homolog. Gene Ontology annotation, cellular component: U2-type catalytic step 1 spliceosome. The record is from RefSeq and is a predicted model, not a curated record. Gene Ontology annotation, biological process: mRNA splicing, via spliceosome. Lineage: Eukaryota; Metazoa; Chordata; Testudines; Trionychidae.